Messenger RNA from Magallana angulata, 1036 nucleotides. RefSeq names its product glutamine amidotransferase-like class 1 domain-containing protein 3, mitochondrial. The record is from RefSeq and is a predicted model, not a curated record. Bases 44 to 817 code for a protein of 257 amino acids. The transcript is spliced from 7 exons. Lineage: Eukaryota; Metazoa; Mollusca; Bivalvia; Ostreida; Ostreidae.
CGGGAUCGAUAUACACAAAAUUCCUUUAGGUCACCACACAAAAAUGAUGUCAAAAGCAGCAUCGUCGAUUUUCAGAGGGGGCAAAUUCUCCCCUGCAAAGAAAUGUUUCAUGCAUACAACAUCAAUUUUAGGAGCCCAAAACCCCAAAGUUGCAUUGAUUUUCUCUGGGUGUGGUGUAUAUGAUGGAACAGAAAUUCAUGAGGCCUCUUCAGCCAUGGUACAUCUCAGUAGACAUGAAGCAGAAGUGGGAAUAUUUGCUCCAAACAUUGAACAAAUGCAUGCUAUAGAUCACACAAAAGGAGAACCCAUGGAAGUUAACAGAAAUGUUUUGGUGGAGUCGGCACGGAUUGCCAGAGGAAAAAUUCAGGAUUUAAAAGACCUGAAGGUGCAGGACUUCGAUGCUGUCAUUUUUCCAGGGGGGUUUGGAGCAGCUAAGAACUUGAGCAACUUUGCAGUUGAGGGAGAUAAAAUGACUGUUCAGCCAUCUGUAGAGAAAGUCAUCAAAGAAUUUCACUCAGCAAAGAAACCAAUUGGUUUAUGCUGCAUUUCCCCUGUUCUGGCCGCCAAGACCAUUCCAGGCUGCACCGUCACUGUGGGCCAGGACAAAGAUGCGGACGGGCAAUGGCCGUACGCCGGUACAGCGGGCGCCUGCCAAAACAUGGGCGCCAAGCACGUGAACAAGGACGUCAGUGAGGUGAACGUGGAUUCGCAGAACAAGUUGGUGACAACGCCGGCCUUCAUGUGUGAGACAGCCGUCCACAAAGUGUUCGAUGGAGUCGGCAAAAUGGUGGAGGCCGUGCUGAAGCUGUGUAAAUAGUGCUGGGGGUACAGUGAUGAAGAGCUACAAUGUAGAUCUUAUGUUAACAUUGAGACACUCACAGACAGGAAAACAUAGAGAAGUCUCUGUGACAGUGGAAUAAACUUGACAAGAAUGCAUGAUACAUAUUUGUUAUUGUGGAUAACAAAGGGUUGUAAUAAAUAAAAUUUUAAAGAAAAAGUGUUUUUACCAUAAUUAAAAACUCUCAGAAAGUUGAUA